AUGUCAUUUGUUUCGAUAGGAGAUGUCGUCUUUUGCACCCAACUUGCGUUUCGUAUAUACACCACCCUCACCAGUGGACGAAAGAAUGCUCCUCGAGAUAUGAAGGCGUUAGGAGAGGUCCUGUUUGGCCUUUAUUGUGCUCUCAACCAUCGAGAGAGAGAGCUUGAGACCGUUCUCAGUGGGCCAAUUGCUAGAGAUGAGCAUGACAUAGUGCAGACAAGACAGCAGCUUGGGCAAAUGAUCAAACCUUGCCGAAGGGCUCUGAAGGAACUUGAUGAAGCAACUGCAAACUACCGCCAGGCCGCUCACGAUCCCCCCCGCCUGGUAUCCGGUCCAUCCUAUCGGGUGUUUGGUAUAGGUUUCUCACAGCAGCUCAAAGCUCAAGUCAGGGUUCAAUGGCUAAGAGUCCAAUGGUACCUCCGCAGCGACUCAUUCACCAAGUAUCGCAUCGAGCUCCAAUCGCAUACGAGCGCUAUCAACCUUCUUUUGAGCACCAUGACAUGGUCAAGCACCACCCGCUCUGAGGAAAUUGGCAGACGCCAGGCGCAAAGACUAGAGGAGAUUGAACAUACAACUACCCGACUGAAUGAAAACAUGGACCGACUGGUGCAGGCUAUCACCAGCCCACGAACUCACCAUCCGACUCUUAUUCUCCCUAGUCUGAUUCUUCCAAUCGGUGAUCCUGGAGCUGACUACUAUCCAACUGUAGCAUUGAACCAGGUUAUUGAUGGUAUGUUCGAUAUUACAACGAAUAACACCACUUGCUAA
Penicillium daleae is the source of this 768-nucleotide messenger RNA. RefSeq lists its product as uncharacterized. The record is from RefSeq and is a predicted model, not a curated record. NCBI's taxonomy places the organism in Eukaryota, Fungi, Ascomycota, Eurotiomycetes, Eurotiales, Aspergillaceae. Bases 1 to 768 code for a protein of 255 amino acids. The transcript is spliced from 2 exons.